Molecule: messenger RNA, 1562 nt
Organism: Oryza brachyantha (malo sina)
Lineage: Eukaryota; Viridiplantae; Streptophyta; Magnoliopsida; Poales; Poaceae
Product: transcription factor bHLH49-like
Exons: 10
Coding region: 252-1178 (308 amino acids)
Biological process (GO): regulation of DNA-templated transcription
Cellular component (GO): nucleus
Molecular function (GO): DNA-binding transcription factor activity; protein dimerization activity
Source: RefSeq, a predicted model, not a curated record
AGUACUUCUUCUAUGCUUACACAGUGGAGGUGUAGAGAUCAAAUAAAGACACUGGGAAACUGGUGGAAGUAGCAGGGGUGGCCUUCUAUCUUUAUUUUCACCCCUGCUGUCCUAGCCACAUGUCUGCAAGCAGCCACUACAUGGUGAACACUAUUCGUUCUACCAUAGGCUGGUGACUAACUAACACUACAGCACUUCUGAUCAAGAGAAGGAACAGAGAAAGCGGCAGUCCUCCCCUCACCUCCUAACUGAUGUAUUCCCCUCCCCGCACUGCUGCUGUAAACAACCGGGGGCAUUGUUUCGAGGUUGGAGCUAACCAGCUUGACCUUGUCAUGGAUUUCGACGAGCCAAUCCUUUUUCCUGUGCACAAUGCAAGCUUGCAAGAGGGGAUUCAGUUUUACAAUCCUAUCAGUGUAUCCAUGUUCCAACACUCCCCAGAUUCCCAGCUAAGUAGAAACAUGAGCAUUGACAAGUGUUUAAAGGGCAGUAAAAGAAAGGGCUCAGGCGAGGGCAGUUCAUCACUUCAUUCCCAAGAGGAAACUGGUGAAAUGCCUGAGAGAGAAAUCAGCAUGGAGCAUGCUGGAGAGAAGGCUGGUGAUGCUGAUGCUAGCAGGGAGGACUACGUGCAUGUCCGGGCAAAACGCGGCCAGGCGACCAACAGCCACAGCCUUGCAGAAAGAUUUCGAAGGGAAAAGAUCAACGAAAGGAUGAAGCUUCUCCAGGACCUCGUCCCGGGAUGCAACAAGAUUACAGGCAAGGCCAUGAUGCUCGACGAGAUCAUAAACUACGUGCAAUCUCUGCAGCGGCAGGUAGAGUUCCUCUCGAUGAAGCUCUCAGCAAUCAGUCCCGAGCUGAGCUCUGGCCUCGACCUGCAAGAUAUCCUUUGCGCACGAGAUGCUCGAUCCGCAUUUCUGGGAUGCAGCCAGCGAUUGAGCAAUGCCCAUCCUAGUCUGUACAGGGGGGCUCAGCAAGGCUUCUCACGUCCUGGUCUAUAUGGUGUGACUGUCAAUAAUCCAGCAGAUGUUCACAUGGCAAGAACAACUCAGUUGGCCACAUUUCCUCAACAGAGGGGCCUUAUCUGGGACGAGGAACUUGGCAACAUCGCUCCGGCUGAUUUCGCUUCAGACGCCGUUCGCACCAGUAGCCUAGAGAACUCUGAUUCGAUGAAAGUGGAGUAGCUAGUCACUGGUCAGCAGCUUGUGAUGAACAAUUGACACGCCUGAAAGUCCCGAAAUGAUAGCGCGUUGGACUGUUAAUGGAGUCAUGGAGAGAUGCACUCUUUCAGGUUGUAAAGGCUGCACAGGUUUUCCUUGGGCUGAGAGUUUGGUGGUUGUCAAGGAGAACUCCGUAGUCUACUCAUGUACAUUUUGACUAAUCGAAGGGACGAAAGUUUGGGAUCUGGUGUGCUCUACUGUUUCUACCUGGGUUAGUUUGUGUAACUGGAUUUCCUGCCUAAUGGGUCUACUGGAUUAGUUGUCCCAUUUUUAACUUUCAUUUUGAACUAGCUGCAGUGUAUACUCUCAUCUUUACUGAACUACUCCAUUCAACAACAAAUACUUAUU